Messenger RNA from Acanthocheilonema viteae, 471 nucleotides. Lineage: Eukaryota; Metazoa; Nematoda; Chromadorea; Rhabditida; Onchocercidae. The record is from the annotation of a GenBank genome assembly.
AUGAAAUUUGGAAAAAAUAAUGCAAAAAAAUUAAAUUUAGAAUUAUGUGAAACAUUUGAUCAAUUAGAUAUCGAUCAGGAUGGUCGUUUAAGUCGGAAUGAAAUAGCCAUGCUAUGGAAGAUAAUAAAUGUUGAACCAACAAGGAUUGAAUUGGAUUGCAUCUUCCAAGAAAUGGAUCCAAACAAAACAGGUUCAAUUAGCAAGGAAGAUUUCAUACGCUACAUGAGUACACCACCGGAACAUCGAACAAGUAUUACCGAAUUGGAACGAUAUUUCCGAUUGUAUGACAGUGAUGGCGAUGGUGCUAUAACAAUUGGUGUCAUUUUAAUUUAUCAAGUAUUGAAAAUCCUGGAAGAAACGAUCAAACUAACAGAUCGGGAAUUGGUCGAAGCAAAGUUUCAAUUAACUGAUACAAAUAAUGAUGGACGAAUUUCAUUCGAUGAAUUUAUGAGUAUGAUAAAACAAUCAUAA